Molecule: messenger RNA, 1229 nt
Organism: Prunus avium (sweet cherry)
Lineage: Eukaryota; Viridiplantae; Streptophyta; Magnoliopsida; Rosales; Rosaceae
Source: RefSeq, a predicted model, not a curated record
CUCGGAAAAUAAAAGAUCUGAAUGAUAAGUUAACUGAGAUUUAUGAGGAAAGAAAAAAGUACCAGUUUCUACGCAAAUAAUUAGACAUUCAACAACUUCAACAACCUCAACGACCUCAAACUGCAUCUUAUGUCAAUAUGUCUGAGAUAUUUGGUCGUGAAAAGGAACAGAGUAUUUUGAUAACAAAAUUGUUGGGUGAUAGUAGUGAAGAAGAAAAGGGCCUCCUUAUCAUCCCUAUUGUAGGGAUGGGAGGCAUAGGAAAGACAACUCUGACCCAAUUAGCCUAUAAUGAUGAAAAUGUUAAAGCCCAUUUUGAGAUCAGAAAAUGGGUUUGUGUGUCAGAACCUUUUGAUGAGAUUCAGAUUGCCAAAGAUAUUAUUGGCGAUUGCGCCACGAGUUCAAAUCAGCUGGAUUAUGUCUUGAAAUGUAUGUCCGAAUCCAUCCAGGGCAAAAGGUUUCUUCUUGUCCUGGAUGACGUGUGGACUGAAAACCGUCAAAAGUGGGAGCUUUUAAAAGUACCACUAAUGCAAAGCGGUGCUAAAGGCAGCAUAAUAUUGGUCACCACAAGAAAACUAGAGGUUGCUAAUAUGAUGAGAGCAACACCAAAUGUGAUCAAUCUGGAAGGGUUGAGUGAUAAAUAUUGUUUGGCAAUCUUCAAUCAUAUGGCCUUUUCUGAUGGGGAUGUAGAUGAGGCAUUUGGAGAUAUAAGUGAGAAAAUUGUAAGGAAGUGUAAAGGUUUGCCUCUUGCUGCAAAGACUUUAGGUAGUCUCAUGCAGAAUAAGAGAAGAAUGAGAGAAUGGAAUGAUGUUUUGAAUAGUAAGAUAUGGGAUCUCGAGAAGGUCGAGCAAGAAGUUUUCCAACAUCUUUUCCUAAGUUAUUAUGAUUUGGCCCCAACAAUUAAAUGUUGCCUUUUAUAUUGUGCUACUUUUCCUAAAGAUUACGUGUUUGACCGAGAUGAUUUGAUUAAGCUUUGGAUGGCACAAGACUAUGUUAUUUCGAAAGGGCAUAAAGAAAAGAGAACAACCGGUGAUGCAGUUUUUGACAACUUAGUGGCACGGUCUUUUUUUCAAGAUUUUGAGAAAGAUUUUGACACUGGUACAAUUACACGUUGCAAAAUGCAUGAUAUUGUGCACGACUUUGUUCAAUUUCUCACCAAGAAUGAGUGUUUGCUUAUGGAUCACGCUGAGGGUGCUAUUAGAGAAUCAAAUGGCAUUAAAUUUGAGUGGUAA